UCAGCAUCCAACUCAGCUCACACUCCACAGAGCUCACACACAAUGGCUACUAAGCUUGUAGCUCUUGUCUUUGUUGUCCUUGUGAGCAUUGAGUUCACCAAUGCUUCGAGGAUGCUCGCUAGCUCAUCCAGUGCAGCAGGAGGAGGAGGUGGGGGAGGCGGCGGAGGUGGUAGUGAUGGUGGGAGUGGUUGGGGCUCAGGAGGUGGAAAAGGCGGUGCCUCGGGAUAUGGUGAAACCUAUUCAUGGGGUGGUACCCAGAAUAACUAUGCCCAAGGAACUGGUGGUGGAGGAGGAGUAGGGGCCGGUGGUGGUUCAUUGGGUGGAGCCGGAUCUGGUUCCGGAUCUGGCCAUGGCACCGGUACUGGUUCAAGUGGUUCGGCUUCAGCUCCCAGAGGCAAUGGCUAUGCAAAUGCUAAUGGUAAUGGAGGGGGUGAAGGCCAAGGUGCUGGUGCCAACGGGUCUAGCGGACAAGGAGCCGGAGAGGGCGGUGGUACAGGAGGUGGUGAGAGCAACGUAGCAAUUGCAUCCGCUCCCGCUGGCGGUGUUAGCUACUCUGAUGCCGGAGGCAGUGGAACCGGUGGUGGCGGCGGAAACAAUGGGAAUGGAGGUGGUAAAGGAUCUGGAGCUGGACAGGCCGGCAACGACGACACUUCUGGAGGUAGCGCCAGUGGUCAGGGUAGCGGCGAUGGUGGUGGCAUAGUUAAAGGUGUUGCUCAAGGUCCAAGUGUCGGAGUUGGUAGUGGUGUUGGCUCUGGAGCUGGACAAACCGGUAGUAGUGGUACUACUCUUGAAGGCUAUGCCGCCGGAAAUGGUGCAGGUGGCGGUGGCGGUGCAGGUAGUAGCGAUAAUGGCGGGACAGCCAGCGGUGGAGGCACCGGAUCUGGAUCCGGUGACGGAGGAUACCAUUGAUCUUCGUUUUUUCUAUCAAGCUAGAACCGGAGCCCAGCACACAUUUUUAGUCUUACCAUUCUACUAUUCCACAUCAGUUAAUUUGUCUUUAUUUUUAUGUUUCUCAUUAGGCUCCCAAUAAAGGGCUCCAUGUAAGAUUCUAGUGAAAGUUAAGCAAGAAAUUAUGAGAAAAAGCUAUAGUAUGUCA
Messenger RNA from Lolium perenne, 1096 nucleotides. NCBI's taxonomy places the organism in Eukaryota, Viridiplantae, Streptophyta, Magnoliopsida, Poales, Poaceae. The record is from RefSeq and is a predicted model, not a curated record.